AUGGCCCCUCUCCCCGUGUCCCUGUCCCCUCUCCCUGUGUCCCUGUCCCCUCCUCUGGCAGCAGUCAGGUCUCCCAGGCUGUGGGCCCCCCACCCCUCUGACUGUCCACCCCGUCUCCCCGCAGAGAGCCAUCUGUCCCUCCUGUACCACCUCACAGCUGUGUCUUCCCCCGCCUCGGGGUCCCCCGCCUUCUGGGUGUCCGGCUGGCUGGGGCCGCAGCAGUACCUGAGCUACAGCAGCCUGCGCAAGGAGGCGGAGCCCUGCGGGGCCUGGGUGUGGGAAAACCAGGUGUCCUGGUACUGGGAGAAGGAGACCACAGACCUGAGAAACAAGGAGAGGCUCUUCCUGGAUGCCCUCAGAGCCCUGGAGGGAGAAGGCCCCUACACCCUGCAGGGCCUGCUGGGCUGUGAGCUCAGCCCUGACAACGCCUCGGUGCCCACGGCCCUGUUCGCCCUGAACGGCGAGGACUUCAUGCAGUUCCACCCCAGGAACGGCAGCUGGACGGGCGACUGGCCCGAGGCCCUGACGAUCAGCACGCAGUGGCAGCAGCAGGCCGAGGCGGUGGCCAGGGAGAGGACCUUCCUGCUCAGCUCCUGCCCACAGCGGCUGCUGGACCACCUGGAGCGGGGCCGCAUGAACCUGGAGUGGAAGGAGCCACCUUCCAUGCGCCUGAAGGCCCGGCCUGGCAUCGCUGGCUUCUCCGAGCUCACCUGCAGCGCCUUUUCCUUCUACCCACCGGAGCUGCAGCUGCGCUUUCUGCGCAAUGGGCUGGCAGCUGGCAGCGGGCGGGGCGGCUUCGGCCCCAAUGGUGACGGCUCCUUCCACGCGUGGUCAUCGCUCAUGGUGCAGCGCGGCGAUGAGCACCACUACCGCUGCCUGGUGCGGCACGCAGGGCUGCCGCAGCCCCUCUUGGUGGAGCUGGAGUCGCCAGCCGAGUCCUCCGUGCUGGUGGUGGGCGUCGUCGUGGGCCUCUUGCUGCUGGUGGCCGCGGCCGUGGGAGGAGUUCUGCUGUGGCGGAGGUUCACUCCCCAUGGAUCAGCGCCCUGGAUCUCCCUCCGCGGGGACGACAUCGGGGCCCUGUUGCCCGGCCCCGGGCUGUCCCCGGAGCCCGACUCUUCAGACGCCAAUGGCGCCGCCUGACGUCCCCAGCCGAUGCUGUCGUCUCUGCUGUGAGACCCCUGGAAUCCUGGAUCUCUGAGCCUCCAGAACAAGUGUUGGGCCCAGCUCCCCAUGGAGCCUCCCCCGGGUCUGCCUCAGUGCCCCCUCCCAACAUCUUGGGCCCCUUUCCACCUUCACAUAUAAACGCGAGUUUGGGCCCAAAUCUGUGUGUUCUCGAU
Fukomys damarensis (Damara mole-rat) is the source of this 1337-nucleotide messenger RNA. RefSeq names its product Fc fragment of IgG receptor and transporter (gene Fcgrt). Bases 1 to 1140 code for a protein of 379 amino acids. Gene Ontology annotation, biological process: immune response. Lineage: Eukaryota; Metazoa; Chordata; Mammalia; Rodentia; Bathyergidae. Gene Ontology annotation, cellular component: external side of plasma membrane. Gene Ontology annotation, molecular function: beta-2-microglobulin binding. The record is from RefSeq and is a predicted model, not a curated record. The transcript has 6 exons.